Messenger RNA from Sitophilus oryzae (rice weevil), 3063 nucleotides. RefSeq names its product leucine-rich repeat-containing protein 49. Lineage: Eukaryota; Metazoa; Arthropoda; Insecta; Coleoptera; Curculionidae. Gene Ontology annotation, molecular function: protein binding. The coding region runs from base 127 to 2883 and encodes 918 amino acids. The record is from RefSeq and is a predicted model, not a curated record. The transcript has 12 exons.
UAAACAAAGUGAUUUAAAAUUGGGUUAAAAAUGUCAAACUUUUGUGCCUUUUUAUUGAAAAAAAGAACAUAAGAACAUGAUUAGAUAAGAAAGAAUUAUACUUAAAUAUUCCUUUAUGGAAUAUAAAUGCCCACAAGUAGCUCUGCGGCUGUCACUGAUAAAAAGAGGAAUUUCAAGUUCUUAGCGCAAAAAAGCACCGACCAGAAUGGCACAGAACCGCCCGAUAAUGCCGAAAAACAUCUACUCAAAAUCGCCCCGGCUUUACCCUUAAAUAACCGUCGGAAUAUUUACGUAAGGUCUCACAGCACUCUAAAUGUUGCCAGUUUAUCUAAAACCAAUCAGGAUCAAUCUAGUUAUGAUUGUGUCCCGAUACAGACGGGCCCCGAUGGGAUAGCACGCGUUUCCCGAUCACCAGUCGAAAAAGAAAAACAUCCCGACAGAAUUAGUUUAGAUAGGAGAGGACUGACACAUGUUCCUUUAAUAGAGGGGGAACCUAAAUUAAGAUUACUGUCCUUGCAACACAAUUUGUUGACUGAUUUAGAAAUGCUCAGCAAACAAAUGUUUCCCACACUUGUUUUUCUAGAUGUAUAUGAUAAUCAGUUGGAUAAAAUUAAUUUUGUAGAGUUUUUAGAGAAUCUAAGAGUAUUGCUUAUGGGAAAGAACAGAAUCAAGAAAAUUGACGGUUUAGAAAAUCUAAAAAAACUCGAGGUACUUGAUUUGCAUGGUAACCAAAUAGGGCAAGUGGGAGGUCUUGCAAACCUUUCCGAAUUGAAGGUUUUGAAUUUGGCGGGAAACCAAAUCAAGAUUAUUGGAUCCAAGGAUUUGCAGGGGCUGGAAUCACUGCAGGAAUUGAAUUUGAGAAGGAACCGAUUGAAAAAAAUUCACGGUUGCAGUGAAAUGAACAAUUUACUGAAACUAUUCCUAAGCAACAAUGAUUUGCAAAGCGUUGAAGACAUAAGCAGUGUUGCUAAAUCGCAAAAUAUCAAAGAAAUAUCAAUUGACAAUAAUCCAGUGUUUCUAAAUGGAGAUUGUGUGUCCUUUUUGGUGUCAUAUUUGCCUCAAUUGAGUAAAUUGAACGCGAUGCAGAUAACUGAUCAAGUUAGGAAAGCUGCAAUGGCUUGGAGAAGAAAUAAAGAAGCCACAAAUGCAGCAUUUAUGGAUCUCACUAGCGAAACUACUAUGAAUUAUAGAAGAGAAGAAGUUAUAUCUAAUGCCAGAACAAAUUGGGAAUUAUUAAGAUCUCAAACUAAGUGCCUGACAAACAGCGUAAACGCUGUUGACAAAUCUCUGAAAGAUCUGAAGCCUGACUCAGACUUUAUACUGACUUCUCUAGCAAAACCGCAAGUUAAAUCUUCGUGUAAACCUCAAAGAACGAAACUAUACACGAAAUUUUCAUCGAAAGUGCCUAUACUGCCCGACAAAAAACUGAAAAUGGUCAGGACCGGAUCACAAGAGACUGAAACGUCACAGAACUUGUCGAAUACGUCAUCGGUAAACUCGAGCGAGUUGUUGAAACUUCCGCCUAUUUUGGUGCCUAUAAUUAGCAAGCUAGAGAAAAAUGACGAAGGCGGAUUAAAACAUUCUGGAAGUGUAUCAAGUCUCGGUCCAAACAUUGACAGCUCAAGCUCGGUAGCCAGUGGCAGCGAACUGGCACAAUCCAGCUCAUCAGAGAGCUCAAAUACAUCGACAAGCUCCGAUUCAGAGCCCGACGAGGAUGUUAAAGUAGAACAACCAAAAGAACAGGAAGAAGCUAAACAAAAAUGCGUGUUAGAAGAAAAACCACUAUUGCCACCCACAGAACUGCCUAAACUGGGACAGGUUGAGACAGAAGACACUUCAAGCAACCUGUCGAUGACUACAAAUAACAGUUCUUCUGUUUUGAGCGGUCCUAGUACUUCAGAGAGCGAAAAAUGUAGCGGGAAGUCGCAGAAUAAUAGUACUAGUAGCGGUACCAGAAGCGUUAAAAGCGCUAUAAGCGGGAGGUCUAUGAGUAUUAAGUCUUCAAAUAAUAGGGCUGCCACUGCCAAGCCUAAGAAACAACAAGGAUCGCCCAAUUUGCCAAAGGAUAGAGAACAAGGUGGAGACUAUCUAAUAGAGAUUUGCGGAAGAUAUUUGAAUAUAUAUGGUCAGGGAGCUCUUAGGUUCAUAGACAAACCAUGGAAUUCGACGAAAGCCAGUGACGUCACUACGGUUAAGUUUAAUUACGUAAACUUUAACUGUAUCACUGGCUACUUAAACAAAGUGAAGCACAGGUUUCCUAAUGCAGACAAUUUUGUGUUCAAAGAAACCAACAUAACUUGUCUGGGACAACUAAACGCUAUAUCAGAAAUUCAAGGUUUAGUAUCACUUACUAUCGAUCCAGAGGGCAAUCCUAUUUGUGAAAAAACUUGGCAGAGCUACGCAAUCUAUCGUCUGUCGCACUGGGGUUUAAAAAAUAUUAAUACUAAAGAGAUAACCGAUGACGACAUUAAGAGAGCCAACAUAGAGUACCAGAGCCUGAACGACUUGGUACUUUGGUCACUGCCAGACGUUCUUUUACAACCCUUAUUGGUACGACUUAGAAUUGACGUAAAUCAGGGCGUAAGCGAACAAAACGCAAAAAAGUGGUUGCUCAAAGCCGAUCAACAGUUACAGGGUGUCGUUUGUAAGGAGGCCUUACAGUGGAAAAAGGGUUCUGUAAGUCAGGAUGACUUGGCAAUGCGACAAAAAGCGAAAAUUCACAUCUCAGGUCUUUUGGAAGAAAUGACCAACUCCAUGAACAAAUUAAGAAUUUUAGAUGAUCAGUGGCCUCAAUUAAUGCAAGAAUUUGUUCAGAAUACUCUGUCAGAUUAUUCAGACUUGGACGGAUACAUGAAACAGAAAAUGCAAGAGUUAGAUAAGUAAAAUAUUCAUACAAAACAGAAAGAUAAUGAAGAUGUACAAGUUCCAAAUUGAAAACAGGUUUACACUGCCCAAAUCACAUUUAUAGCGCACAAUAAUAUUAUUUUGUGUUUUUGUCUAGUCAUUUACAUCUAAUUGUUAACUUGUUGAAUCGAACAUUUAAUAAAUAGAGGUUUUGUAAAU